UCGAAAGAGCACGAUCCAGAUCGUCUACAGCCUCGUCAAAACACAUUGCUUUAGCGCUCUAAAGUACUGUCUAGGCUUCCCUUUUAUUCCUUUCCUUCCGGUUUUUGUUAUAAAUUUGUGAAGCUUUGGUUAAAGAUAAAAAAUGGGUUGGAAAGCAGCCGAGAAGCUGAUCAGGCACUGGAAAAUUCUCAGGGGUGACAAUGUGAUGAUAAUCAGGGGUAAAGAUAAAGGUGAAACUGGCAUUAUCAAACGCGUUAUUCGCUCGCAGAAUCGCUUAAUUGUUGAAGGGAAGAAUCUGGUAAAAAAGCACAUCAAGCAAGGUCCAGGUCAUGAAGGUGGCAUAUUUACUGUUGAGGCUCCACUUCAUGCCUCAAAUGUUCAAGUUCUCGACCCUGUUACUGGGAAGCCUUGUAAGAUCGGAGUUAAAUAUUUAGAAGAUGGAACUAAGGUGAGAGUAUCAAGAGGUAUAGAUGCAUCUGGGUCUAUAAUUCCUCGCCCUGAGAUCUUAAAGAUAAGGACAACACCAAGACCUACAGUUGCUGGUGUCAAGGAUACUCCGAUGGAUCUUGUGUUGGAGAAGACAUACGAUCCUAAGACAGGGAAGGGCAUGCCUGACCUUUGAAGAACCUCUUGAUCUCAUAUGAGGCAUCAAACAUUUUGAGCAAAGAGUCUACAGAAGUACGGUCGAUGGAUCAGGCACAUUUGCUGCCAUCAAUGACUAAUAUUCUUACCAAGGUCAGCAUCUAGAAUGUAAUAUGGUUGGCAGAUGUUGCAAUUAAAAUUUUUGGGUUGUAUUUAAACGUCCAAAGUUAAACAUAUUAUGAAUCUAGUUUA
Durio zibethinus is the source of this 834-nucleotide messenger RNA. RefSeq lists its product as uncharacterized. Gene Ontology annotation, cellular component: ribosome. Gene Ontology annotation, biological process: translation. The record is from RefSeq and is a predicted model, not a curated record. Gene Ontology annotation, molecular function: RNA binding; structural constituent of ribosome. Lineage: Eukaryota; Viridiplantae; Streptophyta; Magnoliopsida; Malvales; Malvaceae.